UUGAGUCUGGAGGAAUGACACUCGACUGCUGGAUUUCACCACUUAUAGUCACUUAUCAAAAUGUCACAUUUCUAUGCUGUGGCUCUUUUGGCAUUUACUGCAGGAUGGUGUCUGUGUGCAGCUGAUGUUGGGGAUUUCACUUCAUGUCUGCAGUUCUUCUACAGGUCUUGGCCUCCUAAAGGUUUGGCAGGGACCCCAAUCUGCCAGCGUUAUUUCAACCAGUAUCGCUUUGCCACGUUGUACAGUCGACCACGCCGCUCUCCGUGGUUCUCAGCUUAUGUGUAUGGUGCACCAGAAGGAAAGAGGCCUAAAGCAUCAUGGAAGUUUGAGCCACAGUUAACUUACCCAGGAGCUGAUGGCAACAUGAUCCCCUUCCCUCCGGGCCCUCUGGACCAGAACGUGGUAGAAAGCCAGGCGGUGGACCCAGACUACAUUAAUUCUACCUUCUCUCGUGGCCACUUGAACCCCAGUCUUCACCAUCACACCCGUGAGGACCGCUAUUCCACCUUCACCCUCACAAAUGUGGUUCCUCAGAAGGCAGGGUCUAAUGACGGGCCUUGGGAAAACCUGGAGCAGUAUGUCAACAAAACCUUAGAGGACUAUUGUCUUGGAAAGGCUUACAUAGUGACCGGCAUCAUCCCUUACAAGGAAGACGAUCACUGGCUCAAAAAUCAUCGUGUGGCUGUGCCUGAGUACCUUUGGUCAGCUUACUGCUGCCCAAACUACAACAACAGUCUUCCAGAACGACUGAAGGAUGCCUUUCCCACAUAUGCAGCAAUCGGCCGCAACGACCGCAACAGCACUGAGGAGAUUGUGCCUGUUAGCCAGGCCGCGAAGAAACAGUUUAGGGGAUAUGAUGUGAGGAAAAUGCCACUGGCAACACUUGAGAUGUAUCUGAAGGACAGGUUCAACACUGUUGUCAGUGUUUUUUAUGAGCAGUGCUCAUCGGACUGAUCCUUCACACGUGUUUUGUCACAGUUGUUAAAUGGUGUUAAUGCUAAUUUCAUUUGAUUCAGUCUAAAUAAAAGUACGAUGUAGCUUUUCAGUAAGUCUCAAAAUUAAACCAAACAACAAAAUAAACGUAAUUUCUAAUUGCCUUCCAAACAACAACAUUGCUCGUCUGUGCUUUACAAAACACAGGCACAAGCAGUUUUCGGCUCUAACAUGUACAGAUGUAUACGAGAAGUUGACAUUUUGAGUAAAGAAAAAUUUGGAGGGGGUAAUAAAUCCACAGGACUGUUUAAGACAGAGGCUGAACUGAGGAUGUGCAGAAAAGGCCAGAAUAAGAUAAAUAAGGAGUUUUUUUUUUUUAAUUGUAAAGCAAAGAUAUUCCAGUAGAGCCCCAGAAUGAAAAUAUAGGCCUGGAUAAGUGCACGAUAUGUCCCUGUUAAGACUGAGAAAGAUUGUGGUUGUGAUUAAAAGAACAGACAAUGACCUCAUCAGAGGAAACAGGUGCACUUCUACUGUGCUAACUUCCUGUUGGAAGUUCUGUCUUCAAAAAAAGUUCAACAAUGUGUUUCCUCAAAACGAAGUUUGAAAAAAGGCGGUACUCCAGUGGUAAAAGAAAGCAAAAGAUUCAGCACAUACGCUUAUUGUUGUUGUGAAUUUAACAUAACUGACUUCAUUGAUCAAGGCAUGAGAUUAUUCUUUCCUAACUCUGGGUAGGAGAUCGAAUGUAAACUGUGGCCUCCUUUGUCAAAGUCACGCAUUUUGUUGCCACAGCUUUCCACACAAACCUUUUCUUCCUACUUUACUUUGCACCUGACAGCAACAGUCACAAUGAACAUGGUCACUGUAUGUUCAUGUCAUGUAUAGCUGGCUUAAAAGGAAUAGUUUGACAUUUUGGGGAGAGUUAUAUUUCAUCUUUGUAUGUAAAUAAGAUG
Molecule: messenger RNA, 1883 nt
Organism: Scomber scombrus (Atlantic mackerel)
Lineage: Eukaryota; Metazoa; Chordata; Actinopteri; Scombriformes; Scombridae
Product: endonuclease domain-containing 1 protein-like
Exons: 2
Coding region: 61-954 (297 amino acids)
Molecular function (GO): hydrolase activity; metal ion binding; nucleic acid binding
Source: RefSeq, a predicted model, not a curated record